Aspergillus aculeatinus CBS 121060 is the source of this 1591-nucleotide messenger RNA. Its product is annotated as translation machinery-associated protein TMA46. The record is from RefSeq and is a predicted model, not a curated record. Bases 335 to 1393 code for a protein of 352 amino acids. Gene Ontology annotation, molecular function: metal ion binding; mRNA binding. The transcript has 4 exons. NCBI's taxonomy places the organism in Eukaryota, Fungi, Ascomycota, Eurotiomycetes, Eurotiales, Aspergillaceae. Gene Ontology annotation, cellular component: cytosol. Gene Ontology annotation, biological process: cytoplasmic translation.
CCUUUGAACCUCCAUCCCGGUUGUUGAUUCUUAUCUUUCCCAGCCACGGCGUUGUGAUUUCUUUUUGUCUGACCCGGUUUCGACGUCAGGCCGACUCUCAUUCAGAGACACCUUUUUUUGUCUUGUCUAUUGUAAUUUUUACUCCCCCUCCCUCCGCUUAGCGGACUGUACCCAUUUCGUCAGCCCGCUUCAGUUUCGGCUUGUCUGUGGAAGUUCCCUUCCAACUUUCCAAUUCUAUAUUCGAGGGCGCAUACGUCUUUAUCUGAGCAACCGUUUUAUAUCUUCUCUUCUUCGUUUUUCAAAAAGAAGCGCAAUAAGAUAAACACCGCCCAUCAUGCCUCCCAAGAAAGCCGAUCAGCCUAAGAAGAAGAAGGCCACCGUCGAGGACAAGACCUUUGGUAUGAAAAACAAAAAAGGUGGUUCCGCCAAACGACAGAUCGCCCAACUCAAUGCGCAAGCGGCCUCCAACAAGAACGCCGACGAAAAGAAGAAGGAGGCCGAGAAGCUUCGCCGUGAGGCCGAGAAGAAGGCUGCCGAGCAAGCCAGAAAGGAGGCUGCCGAUCUGUUCAAGCCUGUACAGGUCCAGAAGGUUCCUUUCGGUGUCGAUCCGAAGACGGUUGUUUGCGUUUUCUACAAGCAGGGCAACUGUGAGAAGGGCCGGAAGUGUAAAUUCAGUCACGACUUGAGUCUCGAGCGCAAAGCCGCCAAGAGAGACUUGUACACCGAUUCUCGAGAUGUCAAGUCGGCCGAGGAAGAGGCCAAGAAGAAGGACAACAUGGAGGAUUGGGACGAGGAGAAAUUGCGCAAGGUCGUUAUGAGCAAGCACGGAAACCCCCGGACCACGACAGACAAGGUCUGCAAAUACUUCAUCGAAGCGGUCGAGAACCAGAAGUAUGGUUGGUUCUGGACCUGCCCCAAUGGAGGCGACAAGUGCAUGUACAAGCACAGCUUGCCACCAGGAUUCGUCCUGAAGACCAAGGAGCAGAAGGCGGCGGAGAAGGCUUUGAUGGACAAGUCGCCGCUUAACACCCUGACACUGGAGGAUUGGUUGGAGUCCGAACGCCACAAGCUCACUGGCGAGUUAACGCCUGUAACGCCUGAGACGUUCGCUAAGUGGAAGAAGGAGCGCUUGGACAAGAAGGCGGCUGAAGAGCAAGCUCAGAAGGCCAAGGAAGCCACUGGACGUACAUUGUUCGAAAGCGGCAACUGGCGCGCUGAUGAUAGUGAGAGUGAGAGUGAGGAUGAGGCCGAUGGAGUGUGGAACUUGGAUGCCCUGCGGCGGGAGACGGAGCGGAUCCGCGAGCAGAAGGAAGAGGAGCGCCUGGCCAAGCUCAACGGUGAACCCGUGCCGGUUUCGAAUGAUGCACAGAUCGCACAAGAAGGUGAGGGUUGAUUGAGUUGGUGCGAGGCUCCCAAGUAAAACAAAAAAACUUACUUGGGUGUUUGGGCUGCGGACCUCCCACAUUGCAAUCGGCGUACCGGGCCAUCUGUCCGGGCCCGAGAUGUUGAUCGUGUUGAUGGCUGGUGGAUGCAAUGCUCUUGAGUCGCAGGAAAUGCUACAUGAGCGUUUGUGUUGACCUCCGCAACUGGG